CUGUCUGCCUGUGAUCUGCAGCCACAGCAUGCUGCUGAGAGGCUGCACAGGCAGCACAGUGUCAGAAGUCCCUGUUCUUCAGACCGGACUGUCCAGAUGGAGCACCACCUGUCAUCUCAACCCUUGUUGACGCGGUGGUAAAUCCAAUGGCCGCUCCACAUCACAACUGACUCACCUCUUGGGUACUGGACUCCAUUCCUACAGGACUCCCCAGGACAAGCGUCCCCAGGACGCUUAUCACACUCAUCUGUCUGCCCUCCUGUCACCAGUACUCACGUGGAUUCUGGAAAACACAGGCCAGCCCAUCUCAGUUAUCCCUAGCCAGCUGCCUGGAACUCUGUCUCCCCCUCCAAGCCUAGCCUUCAUCCGCCAAAACAGCAUGGCUUUAAACAGCACAGACGACUUUCCCUGAAGCUGAGUGUUUCAGUGUGGCACACACCUUCGUUGUUCUCCGUGCGAUAACAGCAUGCCUCCAUUUACAUGGGCUGUUCACAACCUGCUGUGCAGGUGUCUCAGCAUCCCCAUCUCUGUGUGGUUCACUCUCCUGUGUCUCUUUAUCAUUGUGCCAGCUGUACUCGGAGGCUGUUUUAGUAUCCGCAACUUGUAUUUGAGGACACUUCUCAAGAUAUUUGAGUGGGCAACCUUACGAAUGGAAAUGAGAGCAAAAGAAAAAAAUCAGCAACUCUACAAAACAUAUACAAAUGGUAUCAUAGCCAAAGAAUCACCGGCAUCUUUGCAGCAGGAGAUCCAGGGUUCUGCCAGCUGUCUGUGCUCAGAUCAUGAGUUUGAUAUGGCUGAUAUCUUCUACUUUUGCCGAAGGGGCGUGGAGAGCAUAGUAGAUGAUGAAGUGACCAAGCGAUUUUCAGCCCAGGAACUUGAGACCUGGAAUCUGCUGACUCGGAGCAACUACAACUUCCAUCACAUAAAUAUGAGACUUACACUCCUGUGGGGGCUGGGACUUCUCACCCGCUAUGGCAUCCUGCUGCCUCUCAGGGUUACUCUUGCAGUCACUGGCAUUAGUCUCUUCCUAUUCCUGACCACCUUAGUGGGGUUUUUACCAAACGCAGCGUUAAGAUCCUACCUCAGUGAGAAGGUUCACAUGAUGGGCUAUCGCAUGUGUGUAAGCUCUCUCACGGCAAUCAUCACCUAUCAUGACAGAGAAAACAAACCAAAGAAUGGUGGUAUAUGUGUGGCCAAUCACACGACACCCAUUGACGUGAUAAUCUUGGCCUGUGAUCGCUGCUACUCUUUGGUUGGACAGAUGCAUCGUGGGUUGCUGGGGAUGAUCCAAAGAGGAAUGGUCAAAUCCUCCCCGCACAUCUGGUUUGACAGAUCAGAAGUCAAAGACAGACACCUAGUGGCCAAGAGGCUUAGUGAUCAUGUGGCUGAUAAAACCAAACAGCCCAUCCUCAUCUUCCCUGAGGGUACUUGUAUUAACAACACAUCAGUGAUGAUGUUCAAAAAGGGCAGCUUUGAAAUUGGCUGCACUAUUUAUCCCGUUGCCAUUAAGUAUGACCCUCGCUUCGGUGAUGCUUUCUGGAACAGCAGUAAGUGUGGCCUGGUGCGGUAUCUUCUCAGUAUGAUGAGCAGCUGGGCCAUCGUAUGCAGCGUUUGGUACCUGCCACCUAUGGACAGAGAGGAAGGAGAGGAUGCAGUACAGUUUGCCAAUAGAGUGAAAGCCGCCAUAGCUGCUCGAGGCGGAUUAGUGGAUCUUAUCUGGGAUGGUGGACUGAAACGAGCCAAAGUGAACAAUGCUUUUAAAGAAGAGCUGCAGAAACUUUACAGCAAAGUUCUUGUAGGUGACCAUGAAGACCAAAGUGAAAGGAUGGAAACCCAGAUAAAAAAAAGAUUCAACCACAAGACAAUGAGGACACAGUGAAUGUAUGUUAUCACUGCAGAGUUUUACUUCUUAAAGAACAUUUUACAUAAGGUGAAUGUAAAGUACCACAAGCAGCAAUUUGUACACUUAAUAUGUGCUUUGUUGGGUACAACUUUCUAGUACUGGGCUGGACCCUCUUUCGCUGUGGUCCAAAAUGUGCCAAGAAAAUAUUCCCCACACUGUUACACCAUCACCAUCAGCCUGAACCGCUGGUAAAACGCAAUAUGGAUCCAUGCUUUGAUAUUGUUUACACCAAAUUACAACCCUGCCAUCAGCAGAAAUCGAGACUCAUCAAACAGGCAAUGUUUUUCCAAUCUUCUGUUUUCCAAUUUUGCUGUGCACUCAGGGACGCUCUUCUCCGUACCUUUGUUGUGAUGUGUGAUUGUUUAACUUCAAAGGCCAUUCUUUUUUGACCUCUGGCAUCACCAAAGCAUUUUUACCCAGAGAACUGCUGCUCACUGGAUAUUUUUUGUUUUUGGACCAUUCUCUGCAAACCCUGAGAUGGUUUAGCAGUAAAUCCUAGCAGAUCAUAAGCUUCUGAAAUAUUCGGACUAGCCCAUCUGGCACCAACAACCAUGCCACAAUCAGAGUCACUUAAAUUGUCUUCCUUCCUCAUUGUGACACUCAUUUCAAACUUCAGCAGAUCUUGUACAUAGACCAUGUACAUACUACUAAAUGCAUAGGCUUGUUGCCCUGUGACUAGAUGAUUAGAUAUUUGCUGUAACAAUGAGUUACACUGUUAUUUCUACCAGGCUGUAGACCAAAGAAAAUGAUUUUAUGCAUCUAUCUAUAUUGCUUUGUAUCCAAGGUCAGUCUAAAUGUAUUUAAAGUUGUACUUUAUUAACUUUUCUCUUCUUUAACUGUUUGCCUUUAGGCCAAAACCUGAACAUCUCUGCAACCGUUUCGUGGACACGUGAGCUUGUUGUUGUAGUAUCUGAUUAAAACAUUCUCCUCUGACUGCAACAAGUGUUUACUACUAAAGCUGUUACAUCACAGCCAGACACUUUGGCAGUGCUAGCUCAUGUGCGUCACAGUACUAAUUGGCUCAAGUGUCUAUAUGUGACUUUGAUCUUUGCUGAAUUUUGUCCAUGAAAAGGAAAGCGAGAUCACACUUUUUCAGGGCUGCUCCACCGUUUAAGCCUUAAUAAUGAAGAGCUUCAGUUUACUUGUCCUUGACUAUUACAGCAGACUUUCCUCUACAAAGUAAAUAAGCCACAUUUUGCUUUAAAGUUUGUUCCCUUCCUCAAACAGCAGGAGUCAGUAUUUGAGCAGCAAUUUGUGACAUGGCAAUUCAUUUACCUUCAUCAACAAACAUCUAAAUUGCUCUAUGGACUCGUUUAGAUAGCAGUGACAAAAUAACAAACAAACAUACAUUUACCGUGCCUAUGCAAGCGUAUUCAAGGUCAUAUGUAUAGAGGAAAAAGCAUGCAAGGAACCAGCUCUGAAACUGGGGGAAAACAGACCUGAGAAAUAUCAUCUCACAUUCGUGGUUUUUCGGAGACUUACAACCUUGAUCUGUAGGUUUGAUGUAAUCCAUGAAGACACUGGCACUUCAAUUUAAUUACAAUUCAGCAGAGCUGAAGGUGACACUGAAUCCAACCAAAUGAACCCUGUCAUAUGUGGCUUGUCGGGUAUCCCAUCCCCUCUCCAACUGACAGAAUCAUUAGAGCAGAGGUAUCAGAUUUUAGACAUUAGUGGCAUAGCUGCUAAGGAAGGAGGAUUUUUUUUAGUUUUAAAUUAUGACACAAUUUGGAGCUAGUCUAGAAAUACAAACAUAUAGAGCCAGAUUAUUAUUUAAAUGCAUGCACCGUAAAUACAUCGAGGAAUAAUAAAAUCUUUUACAUUCAGUCCUGGUGUUAUUUGGGCUCAUUCGGUAUGCGAUGACGCUGAUGCAGUCUGACAGGUACAAACAA
Molecule: messenger RNA, 3792 nt
Organism: Pelmatolapia mariae (spotted tilapia)
Lineage: Eukaryota; Metazoa; Chordata; Actinopteri; Cichliformes; Cichlidae
Product: glycerol-3-phosphate acyltransferase 4-like
Exons: 14
Coding region: 467-1879 (470 amino acids)
Biological process (GO): triglyceride biosynthetic process
Cellular component (GO): endoplasmic reticulum
Molecular function (GO): glycerol-3-phosphate O-acyltransferase activity
Source: RefSeq, a predicted model, not a curated record